AUGCAAACCAAUUCUUCAUCGACGACAACUGAUUCACAACACUCGUCGAAUGUCAAAAGUCAGCUUGAGAAUUACAAGUACAUUUGGUCCACAUUGAACUGUGAUCCUUUACCAGUAAAUCAUUUAACAGAGGAAGAACAGUUAAAAGAAUAUAAACAAGCGUAUGAAAAACAUUGUGCUUCCUAUAUCUAUCAAGAUUUAAUCGAGUUAUACAAGGAAAAGGGAAUAUUGAACAGUGAACAGAAAUUAUAA
Molecule: messenger RNA, 252 nt
Organism: Naegleria lovaniensis
Lineage: Eukaryota; Heterolobosea; Eutetramitea; Acrasida; Naegleriidae
Exons: 1
Coding region: 1-252 (83 amino acids)
Source: RefSeq, a predicted model, not a curated record